Molecule: messenger RNA, 225 nt
Organism: Rotaria sordida
Lineage: Eukaryota; Metazoa; Rotifera; Eurotatoria; Philodinida; Philodinidae
Source: the annotation of a GenBank genome assembly
AUGGGUCAAGUAGAAACAGGUGUAAUGAAGACGCACACGAUUGUCCAUUUUACUCCAUCAAAUAUCACAGCUGAAAUCGAAUCGAUCGAGAUAAACUACGAAACUAUUAAGGAAGCGAUACCUGGUGAUUAUGUAACACUUCAUGUGAAAAGUAUUCAUACGAGAGAACUACGACCAGGAUUGAUUGGCUCGGAUCCAACAAACGAUCCGACUCAAAAGUCUUGA